AUGACAUCUGCAGAAUGCGUUAUCGCUUACACUAACAUUGAACAAGAAUCUGGGUAUGAGUGUCAACACCAGCCACCGCCGGAAAACUGGCCACAGCUUGGUCAAGUGAGAAAAGAGAACCUUGGUUUAGUUUAUUACGAAGUUGGACUAAAAAUUCUUAAGGAUGUCUGCUUUACGGUUGAUUCACACGAAAAAAUUGGAAUUGUUGGUCGCACCGGAGCCGGCAAGUCUUCACUGCUUUCAGCCCUAUUCCGCAUGCCUCAAUCGACUUAUUAUUAUUAUUAAAAAAUAUUUAGAGAGGGAGCCCAGCUCGCUAUAGCGGUUUUCAGUGAGGCCCUCAAAAUUAACAAUGUAUAAAAUAAAUAAUCGCGUAAUUAAUAGGUAAAAGCAUAACAGUGGGAACUAUGAAAUAUCUAAAACAUGAUAUAAACAGAAAAUAACAAAAUCGAUGAACAAGAGAUGAUACACUAAACGACCAUUAAGAUUCAAAAUGUUUAAGGAAUGAAAUUUUAAAAGCAUCAUAAGGUAGACAUCUCAUGUCUUCUGGAAGGGAAUUCCAGCCUGUCAAUGCACUAUUAAAGGAUCUGAGUAGACCCCAGUUCGUGUUUGAUCUAAUAGAUCUAAUAUUUUCCUUGCAGCGAGUGUUAUGGCUAUGAUAGUCUGUGCCUUGAGUAAUCAUACUGUUUCUUGCACUGUCAUUUAUAAGUUUAUGCAUAAAAAGACACCGUUGCAUUGAUCUUCUGGAUGAUAGAUUGAUCCAGUUCAUAUCCAGAAGUGCUUGAGUUAAAGAGGAAAAUGUCGCUCGAUCCAGUACUAGCUUAGCUGCUUUAUUCUGAAGAAAUUGAAUAGAAUCCAUUAAAACUUUGUUAUUUUUAUCACCCCAUACGAUACUUGCAUAUUCGAGAAUAGGAAUGACCAUUGUUGACACAUAGAUCCUCCUUGCAUAAACUCGGAGAAGAUGCUUGAUUCGUUUUAGCACACCUAGUUUCUUUGCUAUUUUACUUUGUAGUUGUUCAAUAUGGUCUGCCAAGUAAGAUGCUGGUUUAUGAUCACUCCGAGAUACUUGAAUUUGGUAACGUUCUCUAGUUGAUCAUUAUUGGCUACAAGGGCUACGUCAUUAAACUGAAUUAAUUUGUCACGUCCUCCAUUGACCAUAAACUUCGACUUAGUAACAUUUAGUGUCAGCUUAUUGUUAUGUAACCAAGAUGUAAUAGCUGCCAAGUCUGCAUUGAGCUUUGAUUGCAAAUUGGUUGGCAAGUUCUCAUGACAAUAAAAUGCCAUGUCAUCAGCAAACAUCGUCAUCUUUGAGUGCCGCAGUUCAGAUUGAACUCCAUCAAUAUACACCAAGAAUAGCAAUGGCCUCAGAAUGCUACCCUGCGGCACUCCCAUGGUGACUUUAACUGGGGGGGGGGACAAUGCAUUUACACACAUUGUUUUUUGAACUCGACCAGUGAGAUAUGAGCGGAACCAUUCUAGGCUUUUCCCUGCUACUCCUAGUAACUUGAGUUUGUUGAUGAAGAGCAGAUGAUCGACAGUGUCGAACGCCUUGCGAAGGUCCAGGAACACUGUUCCCGUCACGCAUCCUUUGUCCAUAUUUUCUAGGACUUGAUCGAAGUCGAUUAGGGCAGUGGAAGUUGAACGCUUUAGUCGGAAGCCAAACUGUGAUAGUGAUAAUAGUCUGUUUACUUCCAAAAAAGAACUUAACUGAAUAUGCGCUGAUCUCUCUAUGAUCGUGCUUAUAGUUGGUAAGAUUGAUAUUGGUCGAUAGUUAUCCUUUAUUGACUUAUCUCCAUCUUUAAAUAAUGCAAUGACUUUUGCACACUUCCAGACCCUUGGAAAUACUCCAUCACUGAAGGAUUUAUUGAUCAAACCAGUUAGUGACUGGUCAGGUGAUCACUGAAGGGAUAAAUAUUAGCACUGUUGACCUUCAAAGAUCUCGUCGAGCAAUGUCAGUUAUUACGCAGAAUCCUGUUCUGUUUACCAGCUCAUUGCGCAUGAACUUGGAUCCUUUCGAGGAGCACGACGACAGGGAUCUCUGGAAUGCAUUGGAAAAAGCGAAUUUGAAGAACAUGGUGGAAAUGUUGCCGCGACAGUUACACAAGGAGAUUUGCGAAUGCGGAGCAAACUUUAGUGUCAGUGAAAGACAACUACUGUGCUUGGCCCGCACUUCAUUAAAGAAAAACAACAAAAUUGUGAUGGAUGAAGCAACAGCAAACGUCGAUUGGAAAACUGAUCAUGUGAUUCAAGAGACAAUACGCAAAACAUUAAAACAUUGUACCGUGAUAACAAUUGCACAUCGAUUGAGCACUAUAAUACCUGCGAUCGAGUUUUAG
Molecule: messenger RNA, 2333 nt
Organism: Pocillopora meandrina
Lineage: Eukaryota; Metazoa; Cnidaria; Anthozoa; Scleractinia; Pocilloporidae
Source: the annotation of a GenBank genome assembly